Messenger RNA from Angiostrongylus costaricensis, 3237 nucleotides. NCBI's taxonomy places the organism in Eukaryota, Metazoa, Nematoda, Chromadorea, Rhabditida, Metastrongylidae. The record is from the annotation of a GenBank genome assembly.
AUGGACUGCGAUAUCGCCUCCUACCACGUAGACUCAUUCAACUACCUCGCUGAAGAAGGAGUUCAUCUAGCCACGCAAUCCGUUCCGAAGGAGAAAUUUCGUUUGCCUUCCGGUGAAGCUGUCGAACUUUCUUACACUGGAGCUUCCAUUGCUAUGCCGACACUUGAAUCAGCGGUAAGUGAACAGUUAUUGAUUGAAUGUAGGCAACGAGGAUUAACUUAUGCUGGCAACAUGAAAGUGGGAAUAGAGAUUAAAGUCAAUGGCCAACGGAUUGACAUCGUUGAGAGGGUGAUUGGUCGAGUACCAAUAAUGCUUCGUUCGAAACUUUGUCACUUGAACAAAAUGAGCAUCAAAGAGUUAUUAAAAGCCGGUGAAGAAGGAACUGAACAAGGCGGAUAUUUCAUAUGCAGAGGAAGCGAGAAGGUGAUUCGCUUGUUGGUUUCAAAUCGAAGAAAUUUUCCCAUAGCACUGUGUAGGAAAGCAUUUCGUGAAAAGGGACUGCUGUUUACUCAGUACGGUGUGUUGAUGAGAAGUGUGAAGGAUAACCAUACUGCAGUCAUGAUGACCCUUCACUAUCUUGAGUCUGGCACCUUGCAAAUUGCUUUGCAAUUUCGUCGGGAGAUUUUCUACUUGCCGUUCAUGUAUAUUCUGAAAGCCUUAGUUGAUAAGAACGACUAUUUGAUUGCCACAGAGUUGAAAAGGGGGAGGACAGGAGAUGAAUUCUUUUCUUCAUGUGUCAUGAAUAUGUUAUCCCAGUGUCAAGAUGAAGGCGUUUUGCACCGUGAGGCGGCUUUGCGGGCGAUCGGGGCACGCUUUAGAGUCGCAGUUUCUGAUCGUAUUGCUCCGUGGGAAGAUGAUGAAGAAGCAGGUCGUUUCAUCAUCGAAUCGUGUGUAGCGGUGCAUUUAGAUGAUUGGAUAGAGAAGUUCUAUAUACUUGUUUAUAUGGCACAAAAGCUCUUUGCUCUGGUAAAGGGUGAGUGUGCUCCAGAAACACCAGAUAAUCCUCAGUUCCAGGAGGCGGCUGUUUCUGGUCAUGUGAUUUUGCUCAUCAUUCGUGAACGUUUGGAGAAUACACUUGGUAUGGUUCGAAGGAAGUUGGAAUUUUUCGCUAAUCGCAAAAAAGAUUCUUUCGUUUUGACUUCUAAUGAAGUUGUUCGUGCCCUUGGCAACCAUCAGAGUGGGGAACUUACGAGGGGACUUGAAUAUUUUCUAGCCACAGGUAAUCUGAUCACCAAAGUUGGUCUAGCGCUACAACAGGAGACGGGGUUUUCUGUAAUCGCUGAGAGAAUCAAUCAGCUUCGAUUUGUGUCGCAUUUCCGUGCUAUUCAUCGAGGAGCUUUCUUCACAGAGAUGCGUACCACUGACGUUCGUAAACUCCGCCCGGAGGCAUGGGGAUUUAUUUGCCCUGUUCACACCCCCGAUGGUGCUCCCUGCGGUCUUUUAAAUCACGUAACUGCUUCUUGUCGUAUUGUUACUCACUAUUCGGAUACAAGGGAUCUACCGGCUUAUCUAACAGAUCUUGGAAUGCUUUCUCACAAAUCAAUAGCUUUUGCUUCAGAUACCGAAAUGUAUUAUUCCGUACUCUUCGAUGGUCGAUUUCUUGGUUACAUUCCUAUAAGGAAGGCGGCCAGUAUUGAGAAGCAACUACGCUGCGUUAAAACCAACGUAAAAGAUUCCAGAGUACCUUACGUAGCCGAGAUAUCACUAAUUCGUCAUUCGCCAGACAUCAAGAAUAUACAAACUCAGUAUCCGGGCCUGUAUAUAUUUUCUGAUCCGGCUCGAUUGAUACGUCCAGUGCGAAAUCUGGUCACUGAUUCUGUGGAGUAUGUUGGAACAUUUGAGCAGGUCUAUCUCUCAAUAGUAAUUGAUCCGUCAGAAGCAGAACCCGGUGUCACUAUUCACCAAGAACUACAUCCUAGCUGUUUGUUCUCCUUCGCCGGCAAUCUUAUUCCGUUUCCAGAUCAUAACCAAUCUCCGCGAAAUGUCUAUCAGUGUCAGAUGGGUAAACAGACUAUGGGAACUGCUGUACAUUCGUGGCACACAAGGGCGGAUAACAAAAUGUACCGUCUUCAGUUUCCUCAAAGUCCCCUCGUUAAACUCGAAGCUUAUGAUCGCUAUGGCAUGGAUGACUAUCCUUCGGGAACAAAUGCAUGCGUCGCUGUUAUCUCAUAUACCGGAUAUGAUAUGGAAGAUGCUAUGGUAAUCAACAGAGCGUCUUUCCAGCGUGGUUUUGCACAUGGGACAGUGAUAAAAGUGGAGAGGAUCAAUUUGGUUACGAACAAUGAAAAGAAGACUUUAUUCCGCAUGGAUCCAACUCAUCCGUAUAAGACAGUUUCAUGCGACGGACUUCCAAUACCGGGACGUCGGUAUUUUGAAGACGUGUACUAUGUGACAUACAAUCAAGACACGGGGUUACACCAAGCACAUAAAUUCCAUCAUGCCGAGCCGGCAUACUGUGGUAUUGUACGACUUGUUCAUCAAGAUGGCGUCGAAGAAGGUGCUAGGCAUGCACUGAUUCAGUGGCGUGUUGAAAGAAAUCCCAUCAUAGGUGACAAGUUUGCUUCUCGACAUGGCCAGAAAGGAAUUAACUCAUUUCUUUGGCCCGUCGAAAAUCUGCCGUUUAGCGAAAGCGGAAUGGUGCCCGAUAUAAUCUUUAAUCCACACGGUUUUCCCAGUCGGAUGACUAUCGGUAUGAUGAUAGAAAGUAUGGCUGGAAAGGCAGCGGCUAUGCAUGAAACGUACUGCCAUCGACCAUUUCGAUGGACGACAGUGCAAAUAUUUUUUGGGAUUGUUUACUAUCAGCGCCUUCGGCACAUGGUUGCUGACAAAUUUCAGGUUCGGUCCACGGGACCCAUUGAUCCUAUCACUCAUCAGCCAGUUAAAGGUCGAAAGAAAGGUGGUGGUAUCCGUUUUGGCGAAAUGGAAAGAGAUGCCAUUAUCGCACAUGGGACGGCCUUUGUUUUGCAAGAUCGUUUACUGAAUUGCUCUGAUCGCGAUGUCGCAUACGUAUGUCGGCGUUGUGGUUCUUUGCUCUCUGUUCUCAUGAACGUCAAGGCCGGAAGCGCAUGUGUUGAUGACUCAACUGAGAGGCCUGUAUGUCGGAAUUGUGGCAAAGAGGAUGAGGUAUACCUUGUUCAGGUGCCACGUGUAUUCCGAUAUUUAACAGCAGAGCUAGCUGCAAUGAAUAUCAAAACUCAUCUUAGCAUAAAUGAGCCAUCUAAGGUCAUUAGGAUGUGA